AUGCUCCGUGGCAACUCUGUCAGGAUUCUUGCCGGCAACUCCCACCCCGGACUUGCGCAGGCCGUGGUCGAACGCCUCAAUGUGCCCAUUACCCCUUGCACGGUGAAGAAGUUCUCCAACGGGGAGAUCAACGUCAAGAUCUCUGAGUCGGUACGCGACGAGGACGUGUACAUCAUCCAGACCGGCUGCACCGACGUCAACGACAAUCUCAUGGAGCUCCUCAUCCUCAUCUCCGCCUGCAAGGGCGCGUCCGCGCGGAGGAUCACGGCGGUCAUCCCCUGCUUCCCCUACGCCCGCAUGGACAAGAAGGACAAGAGCCGCGCGCCCAUCACCGCGAAGCUCGUCGCGAACAUGCUCGCCGUCGCCGGCUGUGACCAUGUGAUCACCAUGGACCUGCAUGCAAGCCAGAUCCAGGGCUUUUUCGACUUCCCGGUCGACAACCUGUACUCGGAGCCGCUCAUGAUCUCAUACAUCAAGCGCAACAUUGAGGGCUGGAAGGAUAGCAUCAUUGUCAGCCCCGACGCCGGUGGGGCGAAGAGGGUGACUGCCGUUGCAGACAAGCUCGGGGUCGAGUUCGCGCUCAUCCACCGCGAGCGCAAGCGGAAACCUGGCGCGCCGGAGCGGAUGGAGGUCCUCGUCGGAGAUGUUCGGGGGAAGGUCGCAAUACUCGUCGACGACAUGAUUGACACCGGCAACACCCUCGCGCUCGCCGCUCGCUCGCUCGUGGAUAAUGGUGCGAGAAAGGUGUACGCCAUCAUCUCUCAUGGUCUCUUGUCGGAGACCAACAUGAAGAUGAUCGAAGCGCUCCCGAUUGAGCAGCUUGCGGUGACCAACUCAGUGCCACAAAAGUCGCACGAGGCGGCUUGCUCGAAGCUCGUCACGAUCGACGUGAGCCCGACGAUCGCAGAGAGCAUCCGGCGGACGCACAACGGCGAGAGCAUCUCUCUUCUCUUUGGAGACUGGACGGAGGGCGCGGGCGUGAAUGGUAUGUAUUGA
Molecule: messenger RNA, 996 nt
Organism: Epithele typhae
Lineage: Eukaryota; Fungi; Basidiomycota; Agaricomycetes; Polyporales; Epitheliaceae
Product: phosphoribosyl pyrophosphokinase
Exons: 6
Coding region: 1-996 (331 amino acids)
Biological process (GO): ribonucleoside monophosphate biosynthetic process; 5-phosphoribose 1-diphosphate biosynthetic process; purine nucleotide biosynthetic process
Cellular component (GO): cytoplasm; ribose phosphate diphosphokinase complex
Molecular function (GO): ribose phosphate diphosphokinase activity; magnesium ion binding
Source: RefSeq, a predicted model, not a curated record